Molecule: messenger RNA, 9663 nt
Organism: Pseudomyrmex gracilis
Lineage: Eukaryota; Metazoa; Arthropoda; Insecta; Hymenoptera; Formicidae
Gene: mbc
Product: dedicator of cytokinesis protein 1
Exons: 23
Coding region: 175-6174 (1999 amino acids)
Biological process (GO): cell migration; small GTPase-mediated signal transduction
Cellular component (GO): cytoplasm; plasma membrane
Molecular function (GO): small GTPase binding; guanyl-nucleotide exchange factor activity
Source: RefSeq, a predicted model, not a curated record
GAGAGGAGAGACAUUCCGUCUCGGUCGGACAAUGAUUAGAGAAGAGUGGUAAUUAGAUGGGAAGAUAAAACAGCAAUAUUUUGGUUGCACACAAAGCAAACUGCGACUCGAGAUGUGAUUGAUGUAAAUAUUCCGAAUACAAGAAGUGCGCUAAGUUGUGUCCCGCCCGAUAAAAUGACGAUGACAUGGAAAAAAAUUAAGGAGCAAUUAGGAGUAGCUAUCUAUAAUUUUGCACAAUCAACUCCUUAUGCAAUAAGCUUAACAGUUGGAGAGGUAGUACAGAUAAAUGGAGAAUCUGUAAACUGGUAUUAUGGCCGCAGUAAGCUUAAAAAUGUGUGUGGAAUCUUUCCAAAAUCUUAUAUACAUAUCCUACAGAAAUCAAUGACAUUAGAUAAUUUAGUACAUGAGAUUACUAAUGUAUUAAGAGAAUGGGAACAUCACUGGAAGCAUUUAUAUGUUAUACAUUCGGAACACUUCAGUACAAUGCAGCAACAUAUUCUAGAUGCAAUAGAAUACAGAAGCAAGAUUUUAAGUGGCACUUUGACAGUAGACGAGUUAAAAGAUAUGAAAAGAUUAGCAACUGCAAAGAUAGACACAGGAAAUCAAUUGUUAGGCUUAGAUAUGGUGGUUCGGGAUGAUCAUGGAAAUGUUUUAAAUCCCGAGGAGACAAGCGCUCUUCAAUUGUAUUAUCAUCACGAAACCGCCGCUGAAACAAUAAGAAAGGCCUAUAACGACACCAAGAAAAAGUGCCAUAAGCCACAAGUACCUGUAUACUCGCAUAUCUUUUUUGUCAGUGUGAGAAAUUUUGUAUGUAAAAUGGCGGAGGACGUGGAACUGCUGUUGACUUUGUACGACGGCAGGGAGAUGAAAGCUAUCACUGAGAAUUACGUGGUAUCGUGGAGCAAGGAAGGACUUGCAAGAGACAUCGAUCAGCUGCAUAAUCUUAGAGUAUUGUUUACGGAUCUUGGUUCCAGAGAUUUGACGAGAGACAAAGUUUAUUUAGCCUGUUAUGUAAUUAGAGUAGGCGGCAUGGAAGCCAAAGAACUGGAUCAUCGUCGUUCGAGCGUCGCGCAAAUCAAUCAGACCAAGCCGAAGAGCAUGGAAAAUAUGAGAAGACCGUUUGGCGUGGCUGCAAUGGACAUUACCUUGUUCAUUACCGGCAAGCUUGAGGGAGAUGUUGAACAACAUCAUUUUAUACCUUUUAUACAUUGUGAGAAAGAUAGUCUUGAUGGAGUAUUGCGUAGAAUCAUCUCGCAGAAAGAGACAAAUAUUCAGAGGCAUGUCAAUGGCAAUACUGCCAAUGUGACAGGUGGACAAGGAUUGUGGACCAGUUUGAAACUGUUGAGAGGUGAUCCAAAGCAAGUACGUGAUGAGAAUCCGCAUCUGGUACUUGGUAAUGUAGCUAUUGCCCGUAAAAUGGGAUUUCCGGAAGUUAUUUUGCCGGGUGACGUACGCAAUGAUCUAUAUUUAACUUUAAUCAGUGGCGAAUUUAGCAAAGGUUCAAAAUCCACGGACAAAAAUGUGGAAGUAACGGUUAAAGUGUGUAAUGAACAAGGUGUAGCAAUUCCUGGAGUCAUAACGUUAGGCGGAGGCGCGCCUCAAAUCGAUGAAUAUCAUAGUGUUAUUUAUUACCACGAGGACAAGCCUAGGUGGUGCGAAACGUUUAAGAUAGCCAUACCUAUAGAGGAAUUCCGACAGGCUCAUUUAAAAUUCACAUUCAAGCAUCGCAGUUCGAACGAGGCAAAAGACAGAUGCGAAAAACCGUUCGCAUUAAGUUACGUUCGAUUAAUGCAACGCAAUGGAACAACCUUGCAAGACAUACAACACGAACUGUUGGUUUACAAAUUGGAGCAGAAGAGAUACGACGAGAACGAUAUAUCGUACUUCAAAUUGCCGUCAACGCGUGGAGAAUUGGCUGAAUUAAACAUGGAGAAGAAGCCGAGUUACGGGACACUAACAUUAAGCAGUAAAGAUAGCUUUUUAAUAGCGACCAACAUUUGCUCAACUAAAUUAACGCAAAAUGUAGAUUUGUUAGGUUUACUUAAUUGGGCAUCGCACAAUACUGACUUAAAAGAGUCCUUAGCUGCUUUGAUGAAGGUCGACGGAGAGGAAAUCGUUAAGUUCCUGCAGGAUGUUUUAGACGCAUUGUUUAACAUUUUGAUGAGUAAUUCAGACAGCGACGUUUACGACGACAUGGUCUUCGAGUGCCUUUUACACAUUAUCGGACUUGUGUCUGAUAGAAAGUAUCAGCACUUUCAACCAGUAUUAGAUUUAUACAUUUCUGAGAGUUUUUCCGCAACUCUCGCUUAUAAGAAAUUAAUUGCGGUAUUGCGCAAACGUAUUGACAACGUCGGCAAUUGCGACGGUCAAGAACGCGAUUUACUGCUCAAGACGAUGAAGAGUCUGCAAUAUUGCAUGAGAUUCAUCGUCGAAUCUCGUCUUUUAUUUACUGAGUUAAAUCAGGACGAAGAAGAAUUCUCACAAACUUUGACCGAUCUGUUACAAUCAAUUGUUAAUCUUAUGAGUCACGAAACGGACGGGACUCUGUUAGUUCAAGGAGCUUGUCUAAAAUAUCUGCCAACGACGAUACCUCACCUGUUGAGGGUUUAUAGCGGCAAACAAUUGAGCACAAUUUUAACCGAUUUACUUGUGACCCUACCAACAGGUAGAUUAACCAAGCAAAAAAUGAUGACGGUCAAUGACAUCGUUCACAGUCCACUUUUCUUGAAUGUGGAGUGUCGAGCAAUUUUAUUGCCGAGAAUUACCGUACUUGUAAGAGAUUUACUGGAAGCCAAAGAAGAGGGACUAUCGAGUACGCCUGGAAAGAGCGUGGCGAAGGUUGCCAGGCUGCUUGGCGAAAAUCGACACCGACUGAACCAGCAUCGCGGCUACUCCGAAGAGGUGGAAUUGUGCGUUAAGAUAUUAUCCGAUAUACUGGAACUGACUUUCAGAAAGGACAUAGGUAGUACGGUUUUAGACGUCAAAGAGAUAAUGUUAACGGCCUUACGUACUAUUAUACAGACUGUUAUAUCGAUGGACAGGGAAAAUCCCUUGAUCGGAAAUUUGGUUUCGGUCAUGUUGGCGAUAUUCAGACAAAUGACGCAACAUCAUUACGAAGUGUACAUCAAUCAUUUCGGAACGAAAAUUGACCUACUGGAUUUUCUUAUGGAGAUACUGUUGGUCUUCAAGGAUUUAGUUUCCAGAAAUGUAUUUCCCGGAGAUUGGUGUGAGAUGAUUAUGCUUCAAAAUAGCGUCAUUUUGAAAUCCUUGCGAUAUUUCUCGGGCACAAUUAGAGAUUACUUUUUCACCGAGUUCGAACAUCAGGCAUGGUCUAAUUUCUUUCAUUGCGCUAUUGCGUUUCUAACUCAACCGGCCUUACAGUUGGAAAUGUUCACACCCGCGAAACGGAAUCGCAUCAUUGCACGUUACAACGACAUGCGCAGAGAAACCGCGUUUGAAAUUCGAUCAAUGUGGUUCAACUUGGGACAACACAAAAUACUCUUUGUACCUGGUUUAGUUGGCGCGAUUCUUGAAAUGGCACUAAUACCUGAAACCGAAUUGAGAAAAGCCACCAUACCUAUCUUUUUCGACAUGAUGCAAUGUGAAUAUUACAGUUCACGUAUAGUGGAAGGAUACGGCGAUACGAAACGUGAUCCCGCCCAUAUCAAAGCUAAUUUCACGGAAUAUGAAAAUGAAAUGAUUGCGAAAUUGGAUAUCUUGGUGGAAGGAGGCAGAGGUGACGAACAAUUUCGUUUGCUCUGGUCUCAAGUUAUGGGUUCCCUGUGCGAGAAACAUUCUACGAUGCGAGAACAAGGUUUGCGCUUCGUAGACAUUAUUGCUAAACUUAUGGAACGUUUAUUGCAAUAUCGCGAUAUUAUCCACGCCGAAUCCCAAGAACAUCGUAUGCUCUGCACUGUUAAUUUAUUGGAAUUCUAUUCUGAAAUUAAUAGGAAAGAAAUGUAUAUCAGAUAUGUGAACAAACUGUGUGAAUUGCAUUUGGAAUGCGAUAAUUACACGGAAGCGGCUUAUUCUCUCAAACUUCACAGCCAGUUAUUAGCAUGGAGCGAUCAACCCUUAUCACCCUUGUUAAUAUCGCACAGAUAUCCAUUGUGUCAAACGCAUCGCGAACUGAAAGAAGCAUUGUACAAUGAUAUCAUUGAUUAUUUUGACAAGGGAAGAAUGUGGGAAUGCGCUCUCGCAGUUUGCAAGGAACUGGUAUCGCAAUACGAGGAAGAAACGUUUGAUUACUUGCAACUAUCUGUUUUGUUGAGACGUAUGGCUAAAUUCUAUGACUGCAUAGUGAAACAGCUCAGACCUGAACCGGAAUAUUUCAGAGUCGCGUAUUACGGCAGAGGACACCCUAUUUUUCUUCAGAAUAAGGUAUUUGUUUAUCGUGGAAAAGAAUACGAACGACUUAGCGACUUUUGCACAAGAACGCUGAAUCAAUUGCCUAACGCGGAGCAAAUGAACAAAUUGUCACCGCCCACCGCGGAAAUAUUGGAAUCCAAUCAUCAGUAUGUACAAAUUAACAAGGUAGAGCCAUUGAUGGAUGAGAAGAGGCAUCGCCUAAGCGGUAAACCGGUUACUGCAGAAGCAGUCUUGAGAUAUCAUCGCGUGAAUGAUGUGCAACGCUUCAGAUUUUCGAGACCCGCGCCAAGAAAAGAGAUCGUUGCACCGGUUAACGACAAAGAAAAAGAAACAAAUGCUAGCAGUAAUAAUAGUAGCAAUGAGUUCGCCUCGUUGUGGCUAGAGAGAACCGUGCUCGUUACAAGUUAUCCAUUGCCGGGAAUCCUUCGAUGGUUUCCCGUAACGUCCAGCGAGACGUACUUGGUCAGUCCCUUGAGAAACGCGAUUGAAACUAUGGAAGCUACGAAUACAGCAUUGAGAGAUCUCAUUGUUGCUCACAGAAGUGACCCCAGUCUUCCGUUAAAUCCUUUGAGCAUGAAAUUAAAUGGGAUAUUGGAUCCAGCUGUUAUGGGCGGCAUCGAUAAUUACGAAAAGGCUUUUCUCAAUACCGAGUACAGAGAAAGUCAUCCGGAAGACAGUUCGGAUCUUCUCAAGCUAGAAGGACUUAUCGCAGAACAAAUUCCUCUACUCAGUAUAGGUCUACAAUUGCACAAAGUGCGAGCGCCCACCGAGUUAGCGCCAUUUCAUCAACGUUUAGAACAAUGUUUCGUGUCAAUGCGCAGUCAAGUGGAAGCCAAAUAUGGGAAAAGAACAUGUGAUUUGCAAAUCGAGAGCUUAACGCAAACUGUAACUAUGCGAAGACCACCAAUUUCAAGGGGAGAUCAGUGCCUGUCUGACGUAAACAUGAAUCAUUCGGACUGUGCAACUCACUCCAGGGUAUCCUCACUUACAAGAUCCCAAGUUGCAACGUUCAAGUCGCUUGCGUCGUUCAAUUUUAACAACAGCACACCCUCGAGUGGUGCUCAAACCGUCAGUUUGUCAAGAAACAAUUCCGUACGUUCACACAUCCUAUCUACGGCCUCUUUGCAAAAAGCACUGGGAAGUCCAAGUCCAGGAACGUACAAAAAGAAAGAUUCGAAGCGCAGAAGCGCACGGAAGAGCGAUUCUAUCACCGUAACGAAAACCGAACAGCCAACCAGUCAAUGGUACACCACUACCGAUAUAUCACAUAGUUCAACAUCGUCCAUUACAUCGUUAAUAUCUAAUCUACAUACGACACCUGUCUUCGAGCUUCGGCAAGAGCUCACACCGAAACGUCCCCUGAGAUCGGAGGUGGAAAAAGAGCGGAGAAUGAGUAAUCGUUGGUCCGGUCAGUCUCAGCAUUACUUAAGAAACAACAACGGAAUGGAUUCGAACUACUUGGGAAAGGGAAAUCGAGACAGCAUCGGUACGACCGACAGCACCGCGUCCGAAGAUGAUCCCCCUCCGCCUUUACCAAUUAAAAUGCGCGAAGCCGAUUAUUGCAAUCUUCCAGAGGAGUUGUCCACCAAUCAAUGCAAAGUAGACAACAUGAACAAUCUGAACAAGUCUCCAGGACAGUGGAAGGAAAAAUUGCCUACGCCCACCGACGACGAUCUAGAUAAUCAUUCGAAACCGCCAACACCUCCACCGAAACCGAGAAGACCGAUUAACAAUUUGGUUAAGAUCGUGCUCUCUUCGCCUAACAACGAUGAAAACUCGCACGUCGAAGAUUCGUCAACUGCGUAAAGCAAAAAAUUUUAUUCACGCUCUUCCCUCGUCUUGCCGUGAGAAACAAAAUAAGUGUCCAUCCGCGGUAGCAAAUCUUCCGUUUAAAAUUUUUGUCGUUUCUCUUCACAAGAGUUACCAUUCUCUUAGAGCGGUCUAGUAUUUUUUUGUGCCUUUUUUUCGCGCUUUAGGAUAAGCAUACAUAUAUACAUAUAUAUAUCUAUACAUAGUAUUUAUAUAAUUAUAUAAAUACUUAAGCGUACAUUGCUGCGAAAAUUUUGUAACAGAAUACUCUGUAAAAAAUAGAAGAUAUUGUUCCGUCUGUGCGCGCUGAGCAAUAAUGACACAAAGUGAAAAGUCUCAGCACGAAUUUCGAAACAUUUUAUCAUUUACGGCGCGCAUGUGAUACAGAAGAUAACAAACAAUGCACAAAUUCUGACAUUUAUAUAACAAAAAUAUACAUUUUUUGUUUUUUUUUUGCUCUUAUAUAUCUUCGUGCAACAAAGGACAGAAAUAACUUCACGCACUUUUUGUAUCACGAUCAAAACUGGAUCAUUGCAUUUCACGCGCUUGAUGUAAUAUUUAAACUACAACGCGUAGCGCGCUAUAACUUUAGUAAUCUUCUCUCUAUUUCUUUCGAGAUUGAAGACUUCAUUUCAAUGACGUGACUUUGGACAUAUAUAUUCGCGACAAAUGCAUAUUUUUAUAAAUUUUUAUACGACCUACACAUGAGUAGGUUUAAUUGUAAUGAAAACUUUUGGAAAUCUUUUACAUUUUAUACACUGGGUGGUUUUAAACAAAUCUGAUAAUGCAAGAGAGAUAUGCGGUAAAAACAUAAUCAAAGUAGAUAACUUUUUAUAUCUGUUGUGGUAUUUUGACUUGUUUCACACAUACUCGAUUUUUAGAAAAAAAUAAUUGACAGUAGUUGUGUUAUAUAUAUAUAUAUAUAUAUAUAUUAUAUAUAGUUUACUUGCAAUAUAUAUAAGUACUAUUUAAAUUUAAAUAUUACUAAGCCAUUGUGAUCUAGUGGUAAAAAACUUUAUAUGAGUUGAUGUUUAUAUAAAAAGUCAUUCAUACCUUGUUAACACAACGAGACUGUAGUCUUAUAUGUUAACUUAUUUUACAAAUAUAGACAAAGGAGAUCUCUCUCUCUCUCAAUUGUUUAUAAUAUAUUUAACAAGAAUGGGAGGAAGGGGGGAGUGUGAUGCUUAUUAUACGCGUGCAGACCAAGUGAUACUGGAUAUAAAUUUUGCAUGUUUUGCCACACAAAUAAAUUAUUUACUUAUAAUACUAAUGAUAUAUAUAUACACACACACAGUCACAAUAGAGAAACACGAUAUCAUGACAUGCUACUUCUUGAUUAAGCGGAUUAGAACAUAGAAAAUUAAGUAAGAGAGCAUGUAUAAUCGCACAAAAUAGGGCCGACACAUGACCCUUUCUUUUCGUGCUAGAUUGUAUGCGAGCAUCAAAAUUGAUCAAGCAAAUUUUGAAAAUCAAAAAGUUGUCAAAUCAUCUGGUAUUUCUAUGUCGUACGCGAUGUCUGGUACAAAAAAAGCAUCAUGUGUCACAGGCUGAAGAUUUUAUACUCAAUCAGUGUGUCAAUUGCAUUGUUUUUCAAUCAUAAUACGCGCAAAUUCUAGAAACUCGAGAUAUCGAAAGUAGAUAUUUGUUGUUGUGUUAAGAUAUCAAUUUAUUUAUUACGAUUUUUCAUCAUCCAUUGAAUUUCAUACCAAAGAGAUUAGUGCUUUAUUUAUCAAAAGCGUUAAAAAAUUUGUGUAUCAAUACAAAAAACUAUAUCGUCAUCAUAUAUAUAAUCAUUUGUAUUUAAUGCACGGUGAAAAAAACGAAAACUUGAUAGAUUACACAUUUUUAUUCAUAAUGACAAUUGAUGUAGCAAAGAUCUGUAAUUCAAAAUUAUCAUUCUCACGCAUAACUUUUUUGUUUACGAAAUUGUUCUCCAAAAACCUAUAUAAAAAUAUAUAUAUAUGUAUAUUUUUCGGCAGAACAUUUAUACGAAUGCAGUUUUAGCUAAUAUCGUCAGCUCUUUUAUGUAUACGAAAAAGAAAAUUGACAAUACAUCGAGCCUAAAGAGUUUAAUUAAUUGUGCCAUUUACUGUUCUAAUAUUAUAAAUUGAUUACUCUUUAAUUAGGGACCAAUGUGUUAUCUUGUAUCUAAAUUGAAGCAUCGAUCUUUUUCCUUAUCUUUUAUGCACAUUAAUACACGAGAUGACAUUUCUAUACACACAAAUCCAAAUAUUUAUUUUACUGUAAUUACAUUCAUAUAUCGACAAAUCUCACAUUAUAAAUAAAAGUAUCAAGUAAUAAAUCCAUACAUACUGUACUCACGUAUAAUCCAAACACUUAUACGUGCUAUAUAAAAAAAAACUCAAUUUUUAUUUAUAAAAUAUAAAAUAAUUUCAUAUAAAUACAAAUAUCGCCUUAUCUUUUAAUGUUUACGAUCAUAUAUGUAUAUAUAUACACAUACAUAUAUAUAUAUAUAAAUUUUACGAGCUUACAAUUUUAUAUAUUUAUAUCUUUUAUAUACAUACAGUCUAACUUCUCUAGCUCGAAUGUCAAAGAAAAACAAUAAUUUGAAUAACACGUAGAAGUUUUACCGCUCAAACUUCGAGAUAUUUUUUUAAUUAAUCUUCUAUUUUUCUUCAGCUUAUGGAGAUUGUCUGCAAGAAACAAAAAAAAAAAAAUUUUGUAUUGGAGAUGGUUUUUUCGAGUUGGCGAGAUUUGACUGUAUAUGUGAAUGCAUGUUAUAUUAUAAAAAUAUAUUUUAAUACCGCUCGUUUUUAACAAAAAAGAAUUUUAACGACAUCACAAACUACAACACUGACUGAUAUUUAGAAAUUUUAUUGUACAGAUAAAAAAAAAAUAUUCAUUAACACUGAUGAAACUUACUCUAAAUUACUAUUUAUCUUUCAAUUAACAUGGAAUUAGGCUCAGCGAAACAUGUAACAGAUAUCACGAAUCUACAGACAGAUGUUACCUUUCAUUGUGUUAAUACAAUAGACAACAUCUUAUUACUACAGAGAAUAAUUGAUAGUAUAAAAUAUAGCACUUAUUUUUAAACCUGCUCUAUUUAACUUUGGUUGGAAGUGUGAGAAAAUAUGUCUUUUAAUAUCUAUUUCUAUAUAUCUCUUCCGUUCUUUAGCGUAAUCUGUCGAGUAAAAUUCAUAAAUGUUUAUUGAUACAUCAGUAUUUCGUUUUUUUUUGUUUUAUUUUUAUUUUAAUUUAUAUCUGCGUAUAUUGUAUUUAUUGCUAUAUUGACAUGCAUUGUGCAAUAUAGAGCGCUAAAAAGUCCACAUUCUACACAUAUGUAUAAAAUACAAAAGUAGAAAAUUAUAUGUCGAGAUGCUAUUAUAUAUAUAUUCGAUUUUACAAGAUAGAAAAAUAACAAUGUAAUUGUGUAUCUCUAAAGAAUAGAAAAUCUCUGAAGUGCUGCACUGCCAUUCUCCGUGUUAAAAACAAAACAAAAAAAUGAAUAAAUAUUUAUUCACCUUA